AUGAACUUUAACAGGACACUCAAUAUUUCCACGGAUGGACAUUACAAUGAAACUUCUGGACAAGCUACCAGCUUCUGUCUCCACUCGACUAUGUGUCUGGGAUUUUACAUUGCCUGUUUUACCGUCGGAGCAACCGGUAUGGUGGCAAACGGAAUGGUCUUGAUAGUUGUUGGCAAGGAUAAACGUCUCCAUACAGUAACAUACGUCUCCAUAUCGUGUCUUGCUUUGGCAGAUUUUGUAUAUACAACAUCAAGAUUUGCUCGGGACAACAUGAGGUUAUGGUACUUGGAAGGAAGAGACGAUUUCAGUGUAAAUUUUUCCCGCGUAACUGAUCUGUUCAGUUUGUCAGGCGCAUGUGCGUCAAUUCUUCACAUUGUAUUAUUGUCACUGUUGCGAUACUUUAUGGUGGUGUAUCCCCUCGAGAGCCAUGUCUGGUUGACCAUCAAGAGAGUCAUAUCAAUAUCUGUAGGAGCAUGGUUACUGGCAAUAGCUAUAGGAUCUUUUUAUGUGUACGCUGUUGUCAUAAAUGGACGAGCGAACCUCCAACUCGCAAAAGUCACAAAUAUAGCAGUUACCAGCACUAUGUCGGUGUUGCCCAUUGUCUUGAUUGUGACCCUUCAUACAUUAAAGGCCCGUACUUUGUUGCGGUCAUUAGCCGCCUGUCGUAAGUCUACCGUCCGCCGGAUGUCCCGUAUUGUAACACUAAUUAUCACCGCCUUCAUUGUGACAACUCUACCCAGUAGCAUAGCGGACUGUAUCAAAAUUGCUUACUUGGAGUCUGGAAUUUCAGUGAUAAAUCUUACGUGGCUUGCCAUUCUUCAACACGUUGGUCGUUUAGGUUUAUACAUCAACUUUACGAUCAAUCCAUUUAUUUAUAUCUUAAGUUCGCCGCAGUUCAGAAAAGCUCUGAUAUCCUGUUGUAGGCCCCACAGACAUGUUUACGGAGUAUCUGCUACAAGUUACGAGACAAGCUGAAAGUACUGUGCAUUUUCCAUUAUCCUUUGGAUAAUAAAAGAACAUGAUGCUGCAAGUGCCGAAUUGAGUCAAGAGCACCUAACACAGUUCGUUACAUUUUGGGGUAUCUGUAAAUGGAUUCGGAAGCAUUUCAUUUUUUGCAAAAUCUUAAGAAGGAAAAAAAAGGAAAAUUAUUAAUGAAAAUAUGAGAGAGGGGAAAAAAAAAGUAAC
This is a messenger RNA of Saccostrea echinata, 1185 nucleotides long. Its product is annotated as melanocortin receptor 4-like. Gene Ontology annotation, biological process: G protein-coupled receptor signaling pathway. Gene Ontology annotation, molecular function: G protein-coupled receptor activity. The transcript has a single exon. NCBI's taxonomy places the organism in Eukaryota, Metazoa, Mollusca, Bivalvia, Ostreida, Ostreidae. The record is from RefSeq and is a predicted model, not a curated record. Gene Ontology annotation, cellular component: membrane. Bases 1 to 975 code for a protein of 324 amino acids.